UCUGCCUAUGCAAUGGCUCCUGGGAGCAUCGCCUCCAGUGAUACCUCCUCAACCUCCUCGGCCUCCUCCGCCCCCACAGUGGGGCUGUCCAGGUCAUCUGGGUCUGAAAAGCCAGGCCCUGCCCGGAGCGUCGCCCGGUUGCCCCGCCGCCACCCUCCAGUGCUGCGCAUGGUGCUGGAGGCGCUGCAGGCCGGAGAGCAGCGCCGCGGCACCUCGGUGGCCGCCAUCAAGGUUUACAUCCUGCAGAAGUACCCGACGGUGGACGUCCUCCGGCUCAAGUACCUGCUGAAGCAGGCCCUGGCCACCGGCAUGCGCCGCGGCCUCCUCGUCAGGCCCGCCAACUCCCGGGCCAGGGGGGCCACGGGCAGCUUCAAAUUAGUUCCCAACCACAAAAGGAAGUUGCGGACCAGGAAGGCGGCCACCGUAACCACCCCCAGGAGACCUGCUCAAGCCAAGGGAAAGGACCCCAAGAAACCUAGUGGGGCAAAGAAGGUCCCUCCCAACCCAGGGGAUGUGAGAAAAGGAUCCAGGAAGCCAGGAGAGGAGAGGACAGCUCCCCCCAAACCAGGUGCCACUAAGGAGAAGGUCCCCAGGAAAGACCACCAGACCAAGGACCAAGAGGCAAGACGGGGUAAGGCCAGGACGUCCUCCCAGCAGCCAGACAAGACCGCGCAGGCCCCUCCCAGUGCCAGGGGGCCGGGCGGGAAGUCAAAGGUCAAAGGCAGAGGAAGCCUCCAAGCAGAUGUCGAGGUCCACACGAAAACAAAAGCUGGGAGUCAGAGUUCAAAACCCGCAGCCACCAAGGGUGAGAAUGGUGUUGCUUCCACAGACAAAAAGAAGAUGAGGAACAAGGUCCCUAAAGAGGCCGCUGCCCAGGGGGCUGGGGAGAGGCCAAAAGCCAAGGCCCCUGCUCCUCCCAAGGGCGGUGGGUCCAAGAUGGAGCCGGCACGACUGUCCAGGAAGGCAGAGGCCCCCCAAGGUCCGAGAAGGCCUGGUGUUCCCACCAAGACCGCAUCGUCCAAAGUGGCCAGUAAGAAGGCAGAAGGCGAGAGCUAGGGGCGGGGUGGAGAGAGACUGAGAUUCUAUUUUUUUAUUCCUCUAAAAACCUAUCACUCUAUUUAUUUCACAGUAACUUAUUUAUCAAUAAAGUUUUUUUUCCCACAAAUUUGUGAGGGAGGAGGCUGAGGUCCAAGGAUUGGACCAUCCAGGGCUGGAGCCCAAGUAGGCACUCCUGUCCUGGGGGAUAGGGAUCCAAGGGCACACGGGGCCGUGGAGACACAGGAGAGGUGUUUAAGCCAGCCUGAGAUCCGGGACUGCUUCCUGGAGGAGGCAGCUUUUGGUCUUAAAGGAUGAGCAGGAAUUGCCAGACAGUUGAGGGGAAGGCAUUGCAGGCAGAGGGCCUAGCAUGUGGGGUGGGGCUGGAUGGAGGGGGAUUUGUGGCUUUGAGAGGAGCAUGGGUCAGGGAGGGGUGACAGGAACCCCUGGGCCUUGGGGGAUGGGGCAGGAAGGUGUGGAGGGGCAGACGAGGGAAGGCAGACUUUCUCUUGGGGCAGUGGGGAACCAGGGAGUGUUAUAAGCAGGGAAGAGACUGAUGUGUGUGUUUAGAAAGAGCCCUGUGGCUGCAGAGAGGGGGAUUAGAGGAGCUGAAAGGAAUUGGAAAUCAUUCAGCUAGUUACUGAGCGUGAUUGUGGGCCCUGCGCAAAUCAGAACAAAGAGGGUGCAAAGGCCCUGGGGUGGGAACACAGAGGACAGGCUCGAGGAGCUGCAGGGAGGACCUUGUGGAUAAAGCCCAGUGAUGGAAAUAGUGGCUGGAGAUGAAGUCUGGGUUGCUUUAAAAACAUCUGUGACACUCUCCCCUGUGGAGAGGUGGUGUCAGUGUGCGUCCCUGCCCUUUGGAUCUGGACUGUGUGGUUGACUGACCAAAAGAGAAAAGUAGAAACAUAAAGACAGUUUCUGGGCCCAGGGCUCGGGAGACUGGCAGCUUCUACUUCCUGUGUGUGGGUUUUUGUUUUUGUUGUUUUAAUGCUUGCUCAGAGGACUCAGCCCCCAUGCUGUGGGGAAGCCCAAGCAGCUGGUGGGGACAAGUUGAGGGCCCUCAUCUCUCAGCCCCAGCUGAGCUCCCUGAGCAGCCAGCACCAGUUUGCCUGCAUGGGAGUGCACCGUCUUGGCGCCGGAUCUUCCAGCCCCGGUGGAGCUGCCCCACUGACCCCACGUGGAACCAGGGCAGCCUUCCCUGCUGGUCCCUGCCCCAAUAACAGAUGCCGGAGUGACAUAAAUGUAUAGGGCUGUUUGUUAUGCAGCAGUGGAUGACCACGACAUGGGCUGCAGAGUAGACAAGGGCUAGAUCUGAGGGACUUGUAGGCCACGGUGGGAAUUUGGGUGCCAUUUUAAUUGUGAUGAGAAACAAUUAGAGGACAGUGAGCAGCAGAGUGACCACAGGGGGACACGGGCAGCAGCAGGAGCCCGUGAGGAGGCCCUGCGACGGUCCAGGGGAAGUGGGGCUGGUCGUGGAGGGGGUUAGAAGUGGUGGAUUCUGGGUAGGUGUUUGAGCAGGGUGAGUGGGAUUUGCUGACAGAUGGGAUAGAAAGGGGUCAGUGAUGAGCCCACAAUUUGGGGUCCACACAGCUAAAUGCCUGCACGUUGAUUCAGGAGGCUGCAGAGAGAUGGUCCAGACGGCUGAGUCAGGGAGGGCAAGGGGGAAGGACGUGGAGUUGAAGGGCGUCGCAGGCAGACUGGGUGGGACUUGGGAAGGGGGCAUUGGAUGAGGCACAAAGGGAAACUGAGGCAGCCCAGCGUGGAUCAUCAGACUGUUCCCUUCCUGCCCCUCCCUCAAUGCCACCCUCUCCUUCCCAGUCCCACGCGAGGCUGUCUAGCUGUGCUGAUGGCUUCUCUGGAGUGUCUGUGAUGUAACUGCCGGCAGGGCUUUGAGGGGCAUGGGGAGCAGAUGGCUGGGUGCUGGGCUGGCGCGUCUCACGAAGGCGGUCUGGCUGUGGGAGGCCCCCCGGGCAGGCUCUGGGCGGGGUGAGCAUCCCUGGGCAUCUUGCUUCCACAAGCUGGAGGCAGGCCGGUAGCCCUGACCUGGCAGCAUCCAGCACCCAUGAGACUCGGGAAAGGCUCCUCCCGGCUUGAGGGAACACACUACGCCAACGUUCCCACCUCCAGUGACCCUGCGACAGAGCCAAGGGAUGCCUGCGGCUGAAGGCAAGUUUUCAGGGCCCCAGCCCAGGACUGGGGGUGGUUCACAGAAGUAUGGCAGCUUCUGUGCUGAGAAAUGACCCUGGAAACUAGAGAUCUCCUCCAUUUGCAAAUGUGUUUUUAAACUUCAAGAAGGAGUCUCAUGUUAAUCAGGCAUUAGAACAGGCGGUGGAAUAUUUAAUGCCAUAGAAAGAUGUUACUGACGAAUUGUCGCAUGGGGGAAAAGCCAGUUGCAAAAUGGGCUGUAACCUUGGGGCUCCCCACACAUUGGAGGCAGCACGGAACAGAGGAAUGAGGGGCCUUGCAAGCUGCUCUCUGUCUUCAUUUUGCUGUGACCUGGGGGACUCCUCGACUGUGCUAGAGUCAGUUUCUGCAGCUGUGAAAUGGGGACACUGUUGUGUUCCUCACGGGCUUGUUACCAAGGUAAGUGAGCAGCAGGGCCCACCCAGGGGAGGGUGGCACCCAGCAACUGUGACACCUUCCGGGAGGCCCUGUGCGUGCCCACAGCCCCGGGAACGGCGGGCAGGGCCAGGCCCGAGGCAAGCAGGCAGCCCGCGUUGCCCCCGAACCUUCUCAGAAGUGGAGUCAGCAUCUGCCCACCUCACAGGGCGGGCUGGGCAGGGAUCUCGGCCAGCUCCCCUCCCUCCCUCUUGCUGUGCGCGUGGCCAUCUCUUGCCUUGGCCACCACAGGACAAAGGCAUGGAGCCCACGGCAGGAUUUCCCAUCAGGCUUUUAUUACAAAGAAGGUUCCAGAGCAUCCCAGCCUCCCACUCCCGCGCAGCCCCGAGCCUGUCCAGUGCCAGGUGGGUCUGCGCUGGUGGCCGGGUCAGCACAGACGGCGCUUCUGACAGCUCAGAAAGGGCCACUUUCC
Vicugna pacos (alpaca) is the source of this 4066-nucleotide messenger RNA. RefSeq names its product H1.8 linker histone (gene H1-8). Lineage: Eukaryota; Metazoa; Chordata; Mammalia; Artiodactyla; Camelidae. Gene Ontology annotation, biological process: nucleosome assembly. Gene Ontology annotation, cellular component: nucleosome. Gene Ontology annotation, molecular function: DNA binding. The record is from RefSeq and is a predicted model, not a curated record.